Molecule: messenger RNA, 300 nt
Organism: Orbilia oligospora ATCC 24927
Lineage: Eukaryota; Fungi; Ascomycota; Orbiliomycetes; Orbiliales; Orbiliaceae
Exons: 1
Coding region: 1-300 (99 amino acids)
Source: RefSeq, a predicted model, not a curated record
AUGGAAAUCUGCCAGCGGUGUGCUCGUCGUGAAUCCUCCGAAUCAUCCGAUGAAGAUAUAGGCCGUCGCAAUACCAAGCGCCAGUUUUGGGCAGAUGCGGGUAUCUUUGAGCACAAAAAACGCUGUUGGGGAGACCAUCAGUUCUAUGGGAAAGCCGAUAUUCCUGAAGACGAGGCUACAGUGAAGAGCAACGGAGCUUUAUUCGAAAAGAUGUAUUCUGUCAAACGGGUCCGCGUCCGAGACAUGAAUGAGCCUUGGAUUUCUAAUUCGCCCCCAAGUCCAGAUCUUGACUCCGGCUAA